Messenger RNA from Schizosaccharomyces japonicus yFS275, 753 nucleotides. RefSeq names its product U2 snRNP-associated protein Lea1. Gene Ontology annotation, molecular function: U2 snRNA binding. NCBI's taxonomy places the organism in Eukaryota, Fungi, Ascomycota, Schizosaccharomycetes, Schizosaccharomycetales, Schizosaccharomycetaceae. Gene Ontology annotation, biological process: mRNA splicing, via spliceosome. Gene Ontology annotation, cellular component: nucleus; U2 snRNP; spliceosomal complex. The transcript is spliced from 2 exons. The record is from RefSeq and is a predicted model, not a curated record. The coding region runs from base 1 to 753 and encodes 250 amino acids.
AUGAAUUGGUUUCGUGUGUGGCCUACGACGUGUUUUCUUCUUGGUCGACCGGAAAGAGUUAUUCAAAAUGACGAGAGUCACAUUGAAAGCAACCGUCUGAGCACACGCGGCUAUCAAAUUCCUUUAAUUGAAAACUUGGGUGUUCUUAAGGAUGUUAACGACGCCAUUGACUUCACAGAUAACGACAUUCGUUACCUUGGAAACUUUCCUCGCAUGCUCCGUUUAGAGACAUUGCUUUGUGCUCGGAACCGCAUUUCAUCUAUUGCCUCUGAGCUUGGUGACGUUCUGCCCAAUUUAAAAAACUUGGUACUUGCUCAGAAUCACAUACAGGAGCUUGCCAAUUUGGAUCCCUUAGCAAAAUGCACACGGCUGGAACAGCUGUGCUGCUUGGAUAAUCCAGUUACUCAAAAACAGUACUAUCGCUUGUACUUGGUUUGGAGAAUUCCUUCACUUCGCAUUAUCGAUUAUGAACGUGUUCGUCGAAACGAGCGCUUAAGAGCUGAAGAACUCUUCGGGACACUUGAACAUCCUACUGAGGUGGCUACCUCCAUCAUGGGUGUGAAGAGUCGCAUGUUUGAUCUGGGUACCAUUUUGCAACAAGCUCAAGGUCCUGCUACUGGAGAAGUUGUAACGGGUUACAUGCUGACAGAGGAAGAAAGGGAAAAAAUUAAACAAACCAUUAAAAAUGCCACUUCUAUUGCUGAAAUAAACAAACUAGAGGCAAUGUUACUGGAAGGCAACAUUCCAAAAUAA